Acyrthosiphon pisum (pea aphid) is the source of this 732-nucleotide messenger RNA. RefSeq lists its product as uncharacterized. The record is from RefSeq and is a predicted model, not a curated record. The transcript is spliced from 4 exons. The coding region runs from base 1 to 618 and encodes 205 amino acids. Lineage: Eukaryota; Metazoa; Arthropoda; Insecta; Hemiptera; Aphididae.
AUGAAACACUCUAUAAUUGUUAAAAUCACAGGCAAAAUGUUAAUCAAAACGUUCGGACUUAUUUUAUUUUUCUCAUCUUCUCAAUCAGAAAAUCUUUUUAGGCCAAACUUGCCACUGGGUGAAUAUCGCGUGGAGUUUGAUAAAAUAUAUCAGUGUGAAACAACAAAAAACCAUUCGAUUCAAUUUAAUUGGUAUAUAAAUAAAAAGACACCAAUUCUAACCGAGUUAAAAGGGAAUGCGACACUUUUGAUACCUUUCGAUGAUACUCUUACACUCAAUGGUAACCUUGCGUCUUGGGGCUCAACUGGCGGAUGGGUGCCAAAUGCAUAUAUUCUCAAUGCAAAAAAAGCAUGCAGUACUGUAAAACUUCUCGGUGGAAAUGUAUGGCUUACCGUUUUAGAGGGUUUCAAUGUUCCAACUAAUAAAUGUCCAAUUCCAGCGGGCACAUAUGUUACGUCAGGGAUCGAUAAGAAGAAAUUUGAAGAUUUUAACUUUCCCAAAGUAUAUUUUUAUGGAAAAUAUAAAGCUGUGGCUCGCUAUAAAAAUUUGAAUAAUGAAGUAGUUUCCUGCACUGUUGCUGAGUUUAGUCUUAUACGACCUUGGGAAACACCAAUUUGAUUACACUAUAUGAAAUAAUAAUUUAAUAUGUUAUUGGCUUAUCAUAAAGGUUACCUAUGUAAUAAAUAUUUUUAACAGUCUAAAUCAGAUUUGAUUCGUAUUCUAGGUGGGGGG